UUGAAGCGGCCGAGGCGCCGCUCUGUGCGCAGCAUGAGGGGCCCGCGGCCGCCGCCGGGAGAGCUGUGUUUGCGAGAGCGGCCCGCGGCGUGAGAGGGCUCGGCUGGACUUUCCCUCCGGAGCCGGCGGCGGAGCAGGUUCCGGUGACCCCGGCCGGGAGGCUUCCGAGCGCUCGGCAACAUGGCUUCCCCGCCCCACCAACAGCUGCUGCAGCACCACAGCACCGAGGUGAGUUGUGACUCCAGCGGAGACAGCAACAGCGUGAGGGUCAAAAUCAACCCCAAGCAGCUGUCCUCCAACAGCCACCCGAAACACUGCAAGUACAGCAUCUCCUCCAGCUGUAGCAGCUCCGGGGACUCAGGGGGCGUCCCCCGGAGAAUGGGCGCCGGAGGCCGCCUGCGCAGGAAAAAGAAGCUGCCUCAGCUGUUCGAGAGGGCCUCCAGCCGGUGGUGGGACCCCAAAUUCGACUCCAUGAACCUGGAGGAGGCUUGCAUGGAGCGCUGCUUCCCGCAGACCCAGCGCCGCUUCCGGUAUGCGCUCUUCUACAUUGGCUUCGCCUGCCUUCUCUGGAGCAUCUAUUUUGGGGUCCACAUGAGAUCCAAACUGACUGUCAUGGUAGCCCCUGCUCUGUGCUUCCUCGUGGUGUGUGUGGGCUUUUUUCUGUUUACCUUCACCAAGCUGUACGCCCGGCAUUACGUGUGGACCUCGCUGGUUCUUACCCUCCUGGUGUUCGCCCUGACUCUGGCUUCCCAGUUUCAGGUUUUGACGCCCUUCUCAGGACGAGUUGACAGCUUCAAUCAUACUCGGGCAGCCAGGCCCACAGACACUUGCUUAUCUCAAGUGGGGAGCUUUUCUAUGUGCAUUGAAGUGCUCUUUUUGCUCUACACCGUCAUGCACUUACCUUUGUACUUGAGCUUGAUUUUGGGAGUGGCCUAUUCUGUUCUUUUUGAGACCUUUGGCUAUCAUUUCCAAGACAAAGGCUGCUUCCCCUCACCUGGAGCAGAGGCCCUGCACUGGGAGCUGCUGAGCCGAGCCCUGCUGCAUGUCUGCAUUCACGCCAUUGGGAUCCACCUGUUCAUCAUGUCCCAGGUGAGAUCCAGGAGCACCUUCCUCAAGGUGGGCCAGUCAAUUAUGCAUGGAAAGGAUCUGGAAGUGGAAAAAGCGCUGAAAGAGAGGAUGAUUCAUUCUGUGAUGCCAAGAAUCAUAGCUGAUGACUUGAUGAAGCAGGGGGACGAGGAGAGCGAGAAUUCUGUCAAAAGGCAUGCCACCUCCAGCCCCAAGAACAGGAAGAAAAAGUCUUCCAUACAGAAAGCCCCUAUUGCCUUCCGCCCAUUCAAAAUGCAGCAGAUCGAAGAAGUCAGUAUUUUAUUCGCAGAUAUUGUGGGCUUCACCAAGAUGAGUGCCAAUAAGUCCGCCCAUGCCCUGGUGGGGCUCCUCAAUGAUCUGUUCGGCCGCUUCGACCGGUUGUGCGAGGAGACCAAGUGUGAGAAAAUCAGCACUCUGGGAGACUGCUACUAUUGUGUGGCCGGGUGUCCCGAGCCUCGGGCCGACCAUGCCUACUGCUGCAUUGAAAUGGGCUUGGGCAUGAUAAGGGCUAUCGAGCAGUUCUGCCAAGAGAAGAAAGAGAUGGUGAACAUGCGCGUUGGGGUUCACACGGGGACUGUCCUGUGCGGCAUCUUGGGCAUGAGGAGGUUUAAAUUCGACGUGUGGUCCAAUGAUGUGAACUUGGCCAAUCUCAUGGAGCAGCUGGGAGUGGCUGGCAAGGUUCACAUUUCCGAGGCCACUGCAAAAUACCUAGAUGACCGGUACGAAAUGGAAGAUGGGAAGGUUACUGAACGCCUCGGCCAGAACGUUGUUGCUGACCAGUUGAAAGGUUUGAAGACAUACCUGAUAGCGGGUCAGAGAGCGAAGGAGUCUCAUUGCAGCUGUUCAGAGGCCUUGCUUUCUGGCUUUGAGGUCAUUGACGGCUCACGGGUGUCCUCAGGCCCUAGGGGACAGGGGACAGCAUCGCCAGGGAGUGUCAGUGACUUGGCGCAGACUGUCAAAACCUUUGAUAACCUUAAGACCUGCCCGUCGUGCAGAAUCAUGUUUGCUCCCAAAUUGGAAGCUGGCGCUGAAGGCGGAGCAGUCCAGAAUGGCUGUCAGGAGGAGCCCAAGAAAAGCACCAAGGCUUCUGGAGGACCCAGUUCCAAAACGCAAAACGGACUGCUAAGCCCUCCCCCGGAGGAGAAGCUCACCAACAGUCAGACCUCCCUGUGCGAGAUCUUACAAGAGAAGGGAAGGUGGGCAGGUGUGAGCUUGGACCAGUCAGCCCUCCUUCCGCUGAGGUUCAAGAACAUCCGGGAGAAAACGGAUGCCCAUUUUGUUGACGUUAUCAAGGAAGACAGCCUGAUGAAAGAUUAUUUUUUUAAGCCACCCAUUAAUCAGUUCAGCUUGAACUUCCUGGAUCAGGAGCUAGAACAAGCCUACAGGACCAGCUAUCAAGAAGAGGUUAUAAAGAAUUCUCCCGUGAAGACUUUUGCCAGUGCCACCUUCAGCUCCCUCCUGGAUGUGUUUCUGUCAACAACAGUGUUUCUGAUUCUCUCCAUUACCUGCUUCCUGAAGUAUGGGGCCGCCUCCAUGCCACCCCCGCCGGCCGCCCUGGUGGUCUUCGGAGCAGCCCUGCUUCUGGAGAUCCUGUCCCUCGUGGUCUCUGUCAGGAUGGUGUUCUUCCUGGAGGAUGUGAUGGCUUGUACCAAGCGCCUGCUGGAGUGGAUAGCCGGCUGGCUCCCGCGCCAUUUCAUCGGGGCCAUCCUGGUGUCCCUCCCCGCCCUCGCAGUCUAUUCACAUGUCACCUCCGAAUUUGAGACAAACAUACACUCCACCGUGUUCACGGGCUCGGCUGUCCUGAUCACCGUGGUGCACUACUGUAACUUCUGCCAGCUCAGCUCCUGGAUGAGGUCCUCCUUGGCCACAGUCGUCGGGGCCGGGCCCCUGCUGCUGCUCUACGUCUCCCUCUGCCCAGACAGUUCCAUAGUAAUUUCACACCUGGAUGCAGUACAGAAUUUCAGCUCCAAGAGGAAUCCGUGCAACGCCUCGCUGCCGCACGACAGCAGGAGCCCAGCCAGCCUGAUCGGCCAGGAGGUGAUUCUUGUCUUCUUCCUCCUGCUCUUGUUGGUCUGGUUCCUGAAUCGAGAAUUCGAAGUCAGCUACCGCCUACACUACCACGGGGACGUGGAGGCGGACCUGCACCGCACUAAGAUCCAGAGCAUGAGGGACCAGGCCGACUGGCUGCUGAGAAACAUCAUCCCCUACCACGUGGCCGAGCAGCUGAAGGUCUCCCAGACCUACUCGAAGAACCACGACAACGGAGGAGUCAUCUUCGCCAGCAUCGUCAACUUCAGCGAGUUCUAUGAGGAGAACUACGAGGGCGGCAAGGAGUGCUACCGGGUCCUCAACGAGCUGAUCGGGGACUUCGACGAGCUCCUGAGCAAGCCGGACUACAGCAGCAUUGAGAAGAUCAAGACCAUUGGGGCCACGUACAUGGCCGCGUCGGGGCUGAACGCCACACAGUGCCGUGACGGCAGCCACCCGCAGGAGCACCUGCAGAUCCUGUUUGAGUUUGCCAAGGAAAUGAUGCGCGUGGUGGACGACUUCAACAAUAACAUGCUCUGGUUCAACUUCAAGCUCAGGGUGGGCUUCAACCAUGGGCCCCUGACGGCAGGCGUCAUUGGCACCACCAAGCUGCUGUAUGACAUCUGGGGAGACACGGUCAACAUCGCCAGCAGGAUGGACACCACGGGGGUGGAGUGCCGCAUCCAGGUCAGCGAGGAAAGCUACCGCGUCCUGAGCAAGAUGGGCUACGACUUCGACUACAGAGGGACGGUGAACGUCAAGGGCAAAGGCCAGAUGAAGACCUACCUGUACCCCAAGUGCACAGACAACGGGAUGGUGCCGCAGCACCAGCUCUCCAUCUCCCCCGACAUCCGAGUCCAGGUGGACGGCAGCAUCGGACGCUCCCCCACGGACGAGAUCACCAACCUGGUGCCUUCCGUACAGAACCCGGACCAGGUGUCCCUGGGCUCCGAGAACAACACACAGGCCAGGGACACUCACCCGUCUUCUAAGAAACCCUGGAAGGAGCCCAUCAAAGCCGAAGAAAGGUGUAGGUUCAGCAAAGCCAUAGAGAAAAGCGACUGUGAAGAAGCAGGGGUGGAGGAAGCCAAUGAACUCACCAAGCUCAACGUCUCAAAGAGGGCAUGAUGCGGCCCAGCACCGCCCGCGGUGCUCUGUCCGUCCAGGUUCCACAGUUCCCGUCCCCGGACGUGGUGUCCUGUGGUCAUUGCAGCCCUAACUUCUGUGUGGAUCACAGUUAUUCAGGGUUCAUCUUCAUCCGUUUUUUUCCUCUUCCCCCUUGGUGUGACCAUUUGGCAGUGUGGAGAACAAGUGCCUUCAGGGGCUGGCGCGGCCUGGAGUCCAGGGAAGGUGCGGCCAGGGUGUGGCGCUGGGUGGUGGUGGACGUUAAAACAGAAGCUGUGGUUAAAAUAUUAUUUUUAUUGCUUUUUCUCACGAGACACUUUUUUUUUUUGCUAAUACAAUGUUUUUGAGGUUUUUUUUCUGUAUACGUACUAGUGUUUUUCCAGUGACCUGACCUUUCUAUGUAAACACAUAGACGCACACACACUUGCAUUCAUGAAUCUGAGAUCAAGUGCCAGUAACUCACUGGGCGGGGAUGCUGGGGGGGUGCAGGCUGAGGACCGUAGAGGGCCAUCAGCCAGGACACCGGUGUCCCCUGACAUGCGCCUUCCAGGCCAGCCGGGCCCUCAGGGGCUGUGACUGCACCCACCGCCCCCCACACCCAGCAGCUUUAGGGCUUUCUCCUCGUGCAGGCCGAGAUUCCAAAUGCUUACCGGCCUCACAGCUCAUGAACCCAGGCCUCAGGUAUCUAAAAGCCCUUUUUCAUUCUGCUCCCGCCCCAAGGGGUCUUCCAGUUGGAGCGGAGGGGCUUGUCUUGGAAGCUGACUUAACUGAGAGGAAACGCAAAAUAAACAUCCAAGGGUUGCA
Messenger RNA from Lagenorhynchus albirostris (white-beaked dolphin), 5043 nucleotides. RefSeq names its product adenylate cyclase 9 (gene ADCY9). Gene Ontology annotation, biological process: intracellular signal transduction; cyclic nucleotide biosynthetic process; adenylate cyclase-activating G protein-coupled receptor signaling pathway. The record is from RefSeq and is a predicted model, not a curated record. Bases 181 to 4242 code for a protein of 1353 amino acids. Lineage: Eukaryota; Metazoa; Chordata; Mammalia; Artiodactyla; Delphinidae. The transcript is spliced from 11 exons. Gene Ontology annotation, molecular function: adenylate cyclase activity.